Solanum stenotomum is the source of this 774-nucleotide messenger RNA. RefSeq lists its product as uncharacterized. The record is from RefSeq and is a predicted model, not a curated record. Lineage: Eukaryota; Viridiplantae; Streptophyta; Magnoliopsida; Solanales; Solanaceae. The transcript is spliced from 2 exons. Bases 49 to 351 code for a protein of 100 amino acids.
UAUUCUAGAGAGUAAUAUAAUUCCUUUGUUCUUAUAUGUUAUUAGAUAAUGUUGAAACAUCGAUUUAGAUUUCGAGCACCAAGUUCUGAAUUUUUACUGUUCUCCAUUCCAAUUGAUCCUGGAGUUCCACUUCAUAUGUGGAAGUGGAAAUUUGAGAAGACAUCAACACACCUCCAAAGAAUGAAGAAAGUAUCAUUGACUGUGAAAAGUCCUACAUUGCCGAGUCAGAUGAAGGAACAUGGCAUGUCCCUUGAUAACCCAGGAUCUUUACUGGGUACCUUUCAACCACCAGAUGGAAUCACAUUAGCAAUUUUUCUUUCAGAGAUCGACAAUGAAACCAUUGUAAGAUGAGCUUAAGUUAAUGAAUGAAUAGUUUCCUCUGCUUCAAUCUAAAUGGUUUCUGGUACGAUUAAUUUUUCGGUACUUGCCUUUGCAUGUGGAUUGUUUGAUGAUAUUGAAGGAAAGAACAUGGCAUUUGAUUUUGGGUUAUGUUUUUUUUGGCAGAUUGUAGCGACAGCAGAAACAAAAAACUAUGAGAAAUUGUCUUAGAAUCUUUGAAAUGCUUCCUUUCUAAAGAUUAUGGAAAGGCGUUUGAGAAAUUUAGGAAUGAUAUUGCUAUUAUUUCAGGUACUGUUUUCUUUAAUCUAGCUUCUGCACAAGUGAAGUUCUACUAUACUCUUUAAUUGUUUAGGUUGUGAUUUUUGAAAGUUUUCACUGAUGAAAGUGUACUACUCUUUUCGUUGACCUUUGGAUUGAAAGUCAUCAUGACCGGUG